Salvia hispanica is the source of this 1400-nucleotide messenger RNA. Its product is annotated as Protein kinase superfamily protein. Gene Ontology annotation, molecular function: protein kinase activity; ATP binding. Gene Ontology annotation, biological process: protein phosphorylation. The record is from RefSeq and is a predicted model, not a curated record. NCBI's taxonomy places the organism in Eukaryota, Viridiplantae, Streptophyta, Magnoliopsida, Lamiales, Lamiaceae.
UGACUCCUUCCCCAACCCAAGUAGAAUUAGUAGUCCCUUGUGUUUCUGUCCUGUUAUGAAACAUAGAAACACAUUCUUUUCUUCCCUACCAAAAGCAUGAGAUACAUCCGGACAGGGAGCUUGAAGAGGCUUUUCUCCCUCAAACGCCACGCCUUCGAUGAAGACUUACAAGACGAGAAGCCCCGGGAGAAUUUUCAAAAGCCCACAUGGAAAUGCUACUCCUACGACGAAAUCUCCUCCGCCACCAACGCCUUCUCUCAAGAGAAUAUGGUGGGGAAGGGAGGGUUCGCGGAGGUGUAUAGAGGAGUGCUUCAAAACGGGCAGGCCAUCGCGGUGAAGCGCUUGACCAAGGCCCAAAACGACGAGAGGAAAGAGAAGGAAUUCUUGACCGAAAUCGGAACCUUGGCACAUGUUUCCCAUCCAAAUGUCACGCCCCUUCUCGGCUGCUGCAUCGACAACGGCCUUUAUCUCAUUUUCCACUUCUCUUCCAAAGGCUCUGUUGCUUCUCUUCUUCAUGAUGAGAAACUGCCUGCAUUGGACUGGACAACAAGGUACAAAAUUGCUCUUGGAACUGCAAAAGGGAUACACUAUUUACACAACAAUUGUCCUAGGAGAAUAAUUCACAGAGACAUUAAGUCUUCCAAUAUUUUACUAGAUGAAGAUUUUGAGCCACAGAUAUCAGAUUUUGGUCUAGCAAAAUGGCUUCCAUCACAAUGGAGUCAUCACUCCAUUGCUCCAAUAGAAGGAACAUUCGGGCAUUUGGCACCGGAGUAUUUCAUGCACGGAGUUGUGGACGAGAAGACAGACGUGUUUGCAUUCGGUGUAUUCUUGCUAGAGCUUGUUUCUGGCAAGAGGCCUGUUGAUAGUUCUCAUCAAAGCUUGCAUAGCUGGGCCAAGCCUAUACUAAGCCGAGGAGAUUUGAAAGAGGUCAUUGAUCCAAGGCUUGGCGAUGACUACAACAUCGUCCACCUCAACCGGCUCGCCUUUGCAGCCUCUCUCUGCAUACGCGCGUCUCCAAUUUGGCGUCCCACCAUUACUGAGGUGGUGGAGGUGAUAUCAUCGGAGGAGGAAAUCGACCCGGAGAAAUGGAAAAUUCCGGAGGAAGAAGAAGAUCGUGAAGAGUUCUGGGGGUUCGAGGAUCUCGAGUGUGAAUGUGAAUAUGAAUGCAACACCUCUUCGUCUUCAAACUCCCAACACGACGACUCGAUCUCAACAGGGAGUUCGUACAAUAGGAGGAAGGAGUGUUAUUAGAUUCAAGAUGUGAAUAUGAAAAUAAAAAUGUAAGAAAUCUAGCUAGUAUUGUUACAUGUAACAAGAUCAUAUAUGUUUUUUCACUUUUUUCUUCUUGUUGUAGACACUAUUAAGUCUAUAAUGUAGCUAUGCUAUGGCAAUUUUGAUCA